Messenger RNA from Hipposideros armiger (great roundleaf bat), 679 nucleotides. RefSeq names its product nuclear body protein SP140-like protein. Gene Ontology annotation, biological process: regulation of transcription by RNA polymerase II. NCBI's taxonomy places the organism in Eukaryota, Metazoa, Chordata, Mammalia, Chiroptera, Hipposideridae. The transcript has 2 exons. The record is from RefSeq and is a predicted model, not a curated record. Gene Ontology annotation, cellular component: nucleus. Bases 60 to 353 code for a protein of 97 amino acids. Gene Ontology annotation, molecular function: protein binding; DNA-binding transcription factor activity, RNA polymerase II-specific.
UACCUUGUUGUAUUUCUGCUGGAUUUUAUGGGGAAUCCACACAAGGAAGUCAUUGAAGUAUGUCAGAAAUUUUCUCAAUGAUAUUUUUUUUUCACCAGAAAAAGGAGACUUCUCAAUGCAUGAAGGAACUUAUGCUGAUGGUUUCUGAAGUCAAGAUGAAGCUAAAUGAGUGGGGUUACCAAGAAGUGGGGGUGUUCGUGUGGGACAUGUACCUCAUCUUUGAGAAACAUAGGGCAUGUGACAAGUGCUACUACUUUGGCCAAAAGGGAAUUAGACUGAAGGCAGAAUUUGAGAAGCAUUUCAAGAAAGUGUUUGCUAUUUGGGAUGUACAUGAGAACAGUUCACUGGUAUAGUGAAUGCUGUUGGUACUCUGGAAAAUCCUCCAGCUGCUGUGAGAGUUUCCUGCUGAUGCCACCCCUCCCCAGAGUAUUGCAUUGCACCAAAUGGAGCCUCCUUCACCUGGAGGGUACCCCUCCUUGGCCUGAGGUCCAGCCCCAAGUCCCAGCGUGGAGCCAAUGACUGAUAAAGACUCAUACUCCUGCGCUCUCCACUGGGGUCAGACUGGAGCUAGUCUCCAGCUUGACUCAUCCUUGCUUAGCUUUCCCACCAUGCUAUCCUGCUCCCUUCACCCCUCACCUCUUGAGAUAAUCACAAUAAAUCACUUACUUAGGAGACUUCA